This is a messenger RNA of Lagopus leucura (white-tailed ptarmigan), 1127 nucleotides long. It is a transcript of the gene TUSC1, whose product is annotated as tumor suppressor candidate 1. Bases 1 to 696 code for a protein of 231 amino acids. The record is from RefSeq and is a predicted model, not a curated record. Lineage: Eukaryota; Metazoa; Chordata; Aves; Galliformes; Phasianidae. The transcript has a single exon.
AUGAGGCGCGUGUGCGCGGUGGACGGGCGCUGGGGCUGCAACGGCUCUUUGCGGAGAGGCCGGGCGGGGCUGGCCGCCGGGGUCGGCAGGGGGGGCCGCGGCUCCGGCGGGCCAGAGGAGCUCUUGGAGGCGGGCGGCGAGAAGGGCUGGCGGGGCCAAUCGCGGGGCUGCCCGCAGCAGCUGGCGGAGCGCUACGCGGACCUGGCGGCUAGCCACUGCGAGGCGCUGCGGCAGCGAGAGGAGCGCGAGUGGCACAACGCGCGGCUGCGCCUCGAGAACGUGCGGCUGCGCCUCGAGAACCGCCGCUUGCGCCGGGAGAAUCGCUGCCUCUUUCGCCAGGCCCUGCUGGGGCCCGGCCCCCACGAGCCAGAAAAGGGCGAGCGGCCGGACCAGGGCGGGGAAGCGGAGACUCUGAGGGCACAGCUGGAGCGGCUGCAGGAGAAGCACCGUCGCGUCCUGCAGCAUCUGCAGCGCUGCCGGGAGCUCGCAGAGCUGGGCGGCGGGGAGGUGCAGGAGCUGCGGAGGGACGACGCGCGGCCACCCUCCGCUCUCGAACCGGUCGAGCGCGACGCCGCCCCACUGGGCGGCUCCGAGGUGGAGGAGGAGGCGGUGCUGUCCUGCGUGAGGCUCAGCGGAGAUGGGGGCGGUGGUGUCCUUCCGCCCGCCCCGCGCAGCCCCGGGGGAGGGCCGCGCUGAGGGAAGCUGCUUCCCGAGAGCGGAGCGGGGUGCGGUCCCUUCAUUUGUGUGUGUCUGAGCAGCGUUGGAGGAGCCGGGAAAGGGACGCUUGGAAGAGGCCGACGCUGUAGUCGAAGAAGGACUCAAAGCCGCCGUUGUUGUGGAGAGAAUCACCCCUGUUGGUCCCGCGUCACCUCAGAACUGUGCUGUAGACAGGAUCGUGUAGGCCUCGUAGCACACAUCAGAAGAUGGCUCUGGCCAAUUCCUAGUCAUCUGUUAUGUCAGCAGCACUCCUGUGAGAGCCACUGGUCCCUGGAGCUCUGCGUUGCCUGAAUGAGAAAUGGCACCUGUGUCUCUAAGGAUGGACUUUGGUCACCUUCACAUAAAUACUGAUUUGUAUUUCACACUUCCACGUAAAAUCACAGUUGUUAAAUAAAAACAUGACCAAGCAA